AUGUGCUCAGGGAAUCAAACUUCAAGCACUGAUUUCAUCCUGACGGGGCUCUUCAGUUCAACAAAGCAUGCAGAUCUCCUCUAUGGUCUGUCCUUCAUCUUGUUCUUGAAGGCCCUAACUGGAAAUGACCUUCUCAUCCUCCUGAUCCACAUGGAGCCCUGCCUUCACACCCCCAUGUAUUUCUUCAUCAGCCAACUUUCUCUCAUGGACCUCAUGUACAUAUGUGUGACCAUCCCCAAGACGCUCAUGGAUCAGGUCAUGGGAGAUAAUGCAAUUUCCCCCUUAGGUUGUGGGGUCCAGAUGUUCUUCUAUCCGACCUUUGCUGGAGCUGAGUUUUUCCUCCUGGCUGCCAUGGCCUAUGACCAGUAUGCUGCCAUUUGCAGACCUCUCCAUUACCCGCUUCUCAUGAACCAAAGAGUCUGCCAUCUGCUCGUGUCUGGAUGCUGGUUCCUGGACGGUUAUGGUUUGUUGCUCACCCCUAGUAACAUGAGUUUUCCCUUUUGUCAGUCCAGGAAAAUCAUGAACUUCUUCUGUGAGGCCCCAGCCCUGCUGAAGCUCUCCUCCUCUGACAUUUUCCUAUACAAGACACUUACGUAUUUGUGCUGUGUUCUUAUGCUUCUCAUCCCUGUCUCCAUCAUCUCCACCUCAUAUGCGUUCACCCUGCACCGCAUCCACAGGAUGAAUUGUGAGGGCCACAGGAAAGCCCUCACCACUUGUUCCUCUCACAUGGUGGUAGUGCUGCUCUUUUUUGGUGCCUCCAUCUACACCUACAUGCUCCCCAGAUCUUACCACACAGCUGAGCAGGACAUGAUGGUGUCUGCUUUUUACACCGCUGUACUGAACCCCCUCAUUUACAGCCUCCGGAACAAAGACGUCACAGGGGCCCUGAGGAGCAUGAUGCCAUCCGGGAUGAGACUGGGAAAAGUUGUUAAUGUGAAAACCUAA
Messenger RNA from Trichechus manatus latirostris (Florida manatee), 945 nucleotides. Its product is annotated as olfactory receptor 2T3-like. The record is from RefSeq and is a predicted model, not a curated record. Gene Ontology annotation, cellular component: plasma membrane. Gene Ontology annotation, biological process: G protein-coupled receptor signaling pathway; detection of chemical stimulus involved in sensory perception of smell. Lineage: Eukaryota; Metazoa; Chordata; Mammalia; Sirenia; Trichechidae. Gene Ontology annotation, molecular function: G protein-coupled receptor activity; olfactory receptor activity.